AUGGCUUGUGAACAGACCUGCAAUUACACCGGCCGCUUCGAGGCGACGCUCUUCCCCAUUACCUACUCGGUGGUUUUUAUCGUCGGCCUCUUCGGGAACUUGGCCGCCGUCGGCGUGAUCGUCCAGCACGUGAAGCGAGGCAAUGUGCUCGGCGUCUACCUGGCCAACCUGUGCGCCUCCGACCUCAUGUACAUCUUCACCCUCCCCGUCUGGAUCGCCUACACGGCCAAGGAGGACUGGCUGUUCGGUGCCCUGACCUGCAAGAUCGUGGGCUUCUUCUUCAACGCCAACCUCUACACCACCAUAGCGUUCCUGAGCUGCAUCGCCGCCGACCGCUUCGUAGCCACCGUCUACCCCUUCCGGGCCGUGUCCUUGAGGACUAUGAAAGGCGCCAUGUUCAUCUGUGCCGUGGUUUGGCUCGUCAUCCUGGGCUAUCACUCCAUCUUCCUCAGUCGGGAUGAGUUGUUCAACUCGAGCCAGAACGUGAAGCUCUGCUAUGAGAAGUACCCGAUGGACCAGUGGGUGGCCCGGGUCAACUACUUCCGCAUCUUCGUGGUCUUCUUAAUACCGUUGGUGCUUCUCGUGGUCUCCUACUGCUCCAUCGUACGCGUCGUCCACCGGAGCCCCAGCUUGGAGAAGGAUCAGAAACGCAAGAUCAUCGGUCUUCUCAUGACGAUGACCGCCAUCUUUGUCGUGUGCUUCCUGCCCUACCACAUCGUCCUCUUCAUCCGCUCCUACAUCAGCGACCGGGAUCUGUGCACCUGCGCCAUCGAGGACGCGGUCCGACCCGCCUACCGGAUCUGCUUCUCCUUGACCAGCCUCAGCAGCGCCUUGGACCCCUUCAUCAACAUCUUCGUCAGCGAAAGCAUCAAGAAGGAUUUGCUGAAGGAGCUCCGGGCCGUGUGGGCCGGUUUCCGGAUCUUGCGGCACCCGCGGGACUCCUUCAGACGCUCCGCGAAGACGGCCGUUUACGACACGGCGUCCCAUCCCGUGGAGAACGACCGCCUCUUGGUGGACCAGAAGAAAGAAGAGACCGCGUUGUGACCGAGGGCCGGAGUUCGCAUUCCAUAAAUUUUACU
Messenger RNA from Spea bombifrons (plains spadefoot toad), 1079 nucleotides. Its product is annotated as G-protein coupled receptor 4-like. Gene Ontology annotation, biological process: G protein-coupled receptor signaling pathway. NCBI's taxonomy places the organism in Eukaryota, Metazoa, Chordata, Amphibia, Anura, Pelobatidae. Bases 1 to 1044 code for a protein of 347 amino acids. The transcript has a single exon. Gene Ontology annotation, cellular component: membrane. Gene Ontology annotation, molecular function: G protein-coupled receptor activity. The record is from RefSeq and is a predicted model, not a curated record.